Oryza brachyantha (malo sina) is the source of this 1838-nucleotide messenger RNA. Its product is annotated as spermine synthase-like. Bases 238 to 1401 code for a protein of 387 amino acids. Gene Ontology annotation, biological process: spermidine biosynthetic process. The record is from RefSeq and is a predicted model, not a curated record. Lineage: Eukaryota; Viridiplantae; Streptophyta; Magnoliopsida; Poales; Poaceae. The transcript is spliced from 12 exons. Gene Ontology annotation, cellular component: cytosol. Gene Ontology annotation, molecular function: spermidine synthase activity.
GAAUAUAAUCAGCAAAAAGCAGGAGACGAAUAUUUGCUUUUUGAGAAAAAAGAGUAUUAAUUAGUAGCCACAGCAGAACAGAAACCAUCACAUAGAAAAAAAAAAAGCACUUGUAUUUAAGCAACUCCUCCUCGGCUCGCCGGCGAGCCAGCAGCACCGGCGCCGGCCAGCCAGCCGUCGUCCUCUGCCUCGCCGUUCGUGCUCAGAGGCUGGGAACUCCAAAGGGGAACAGGACUAAUGGAGGGUGGAGGCGCAAAAGAUGGUUCCGCGGCGGCAGCGCAAACAAGGGGGAGUGGGGAUGAUGCUUCCAACAAGCCGCUGCCUCCUUGCUGUGUCAAGGCGAAGACCGCUGCGGCGGAGUCUGAGGCCAAGUGCCAUGCCACGGUGGUGUCAGGGUGGUUCACAGAACCCCGCUCGCGCUUCGGUAAAACAAGCAAAGUGCAGUACUUCAACAACCCAAUGUGGCCUGGAGAGGCUCAUUCUCUGAAAGUUGAGAAUAUUUUGUUCCAGGGGAAAUCACCAUACCAAGAAGUCUUAGUUUUUGAGUCUUCAACCUAUGGGAAUGUUCUGGUGCUUGAUGGUAUUGUGCAGCUAACUGAAAAGGAUGAAUGUGCAUACCAGGAAAUGGUUACUCACCUUCCACUAUGCUCAAUUCCAUCCCCAAAAAGUGUUUUGGUUGUUGGAGGUGGUGAUGGUGGUGUGCUACGAGAAAUAGCCAGACAUGCUUCAGUGGAGACCAUCGAUAUAUGUGAAAUAGAUCAGUUAGUUAUUGAUGUCUGUAAAGAUUUCUUCCCACAAUUAUCUAUUGGAUUCAAAGAUCCCCGUGUUCAACUUCAUGUUGGUGAUGCUGUGGAUUUCCUGAGAAAUGCCCCUGAAGGGAAAUAUGAUGCUAUUAUUGUUGAUUCAUCGGAUCCAAUUGGGCCAGCUCAGGAGCUUGUGGAGAAGCCCUUCUUUCAGACAAUUGCUAGAGCUCUAAAGCCUGGUGGUGUUCUAUGCAAUCAAGCUGAGAGUAUGUGGCUGCACACACAUCUAAUCCAAGAUAUGCUUUCUAUCUGCCACGAGACACUCAAGGGUGCUGUGCAUUAUGCCUGGGCAAGCGUUCCUACCUAUCCUAGUGGUGUCAUUGGGUUUUUGCUAUGUGCGAAGGAAGGUCCAGCAGUGAACUUCCUUUCUCCUGUCAAUCCAAUCGAGAAGCUGGAAGGAGCUAUGGAAGCUGGAAGGGAAAUGAGAUUUUACAAUUCAGAGGUUCAUCGGGCUGCUUUUGUUCUGCCAACAUUUGCAAGGAGAGAACUGGAAUCACAUAUUACUUGCACUGAAAAGGAUAAAUCAGAAACCAAGCAAGUUGCGAAACCAAUGAAGAUGAAAAUAGUGCCGAAUAGCGCCAUUCCGGCUGCUUCCUAGAUUCAACCAAACCAUAUGCAGCAUCCAUGUUUGAAGCCCUUUGCGACAGUAAUGGCAUGAAGUAUUGGACUUUGGCAUAUAUAAUAUGUUGAUGCAUUAUGUAAUGUAACUCUGGCUUAAGUAUGGUAUGCUAUGCCUGAUUGAAUAAAAGAGGGAACAGAUGAGAUGUCCACAACAACAAUGUUUUUUCCCUGGUCUGUGAGCACUGCUGCCGUGUUGUCUGUUGUGCAAAUGUAUUGCUGUGAUCACAGUACUGAUGGGUGGUUUGAAUUAUAGGCUUUGGUUUUAUGGAUGUGGAAUUAAGGAGUGAAUCACAUGGAUUUUACAUCUGGAGCUCUCACUUAUCUGUAUUUUUACUAGAUAUUAUGCUUUUGGCAUGUCUCUGCUUCCAUUUGAUUGAACUCGGAAUUUAUGUUGGGGAAUCGAGUUUAGAACAA